Molecule: messenger RNA, 1822 nt
Organism: Saprolegnia parasitica CBS 223.65
Lineage: Eukaryota; Oomycota; Saprolegniomycetes; Saprolegniales; Saprolegniaceae
Exons: 10
Coding region: 1-1725 (574 amino acids)
Biological process (GO): signal transduction; activation of GTPase activity
Molecular function (GO): GTPase activator activity
Source: RefSeq, a predicted model, not a curated record
AUGGUCAGCGACUCGGUCGAGUCGGACGAUGUCACGCUUUCACCCGGAGACGACAAGGCGAAGCAGAAAGCGGGUGUACCUACAUCCUCAGCGUCGUCGACAGCUAGCAACCCGUUGCCCCGGCGCGCGUCCUCUAAGCGGUGGUUCUCGGACUCGGACGAAGAGGCCCUUGGCUCAGUCAAAGGGUCGUUGCCACCAUCGAGUGCCGAAGCUGAUGCACCAGAAAAGGCAAUGCGCGCCGGUUUGGUGACUGCCACACCGAUGAAAGCGCCGCCGCCGCCAGCGCUCAGCAUCAAGAACAACGACGCGACGGAGGAGCACCCAAAGCGUAAGAUGUCGGGUAUCCAAAAGCUCGUACAGAAAACCAAGAUUCUGUCGCCGUUCCGCUCAAGCUCCAAGAAAAUGAUGGAAGGCGUGCCAGAGAAGGAGCCGCCGCCUCCGCCCGCUCCGUCCAGCAUCCCUGCGACCCCUUCCACCCAGGACGAAGUCAGCUUGGCGGCGCGGCACCUGGACCUCCCGGCUCAAGCGUGCUUCUUGAAGGCUGGCUGCGGCAGAAACAGCGGCAUCCGCGGACUCAAGAAGUGGAACUCUCGGUACUUCGUCCUCCACGCCAAGGUGCACGAACUGCGCUACUACUCUGAUGUGGUGCAAUCGGGUUGGGGCCCCAUCCCGCUUGGCGAAAUCGGCUGCAUUGCGCUGCGAUCUAUCCAACGUAUUAGCAAGCCGAGCCAUCCUAAGUACAAAGGCUGUCGAUUUGAUAUCACCUGCCGAAGCAUGCUGGGUAUUCCUGACCCCGAGGACGACGCAUCGUCGGACGACGGAGCGAAAAAGACGUCGCCGCAACGGCAGCAACAAGCGCAGCAACAACCAUCAACCCCAGUGAUCAAGACGACACCAAAGGCUUCGCGGAUCUACAGCCUCGUAGCUGACUCACCCCAAACAACUGUGCUUUGGGUGAACAUGAUCGACUCGCUGCUUACGCGCAGCGUCAAUAGCCCACGUCCCGAUAUGUCGCAGGCCAAGGCCCCCCAGCCACUCAAGGCCCUUGCCCAGCUCAACCAAUCGCGCCAGAAGGCGGUACCCGAGAGUGUCUCCAGUCGGCCACCCAAUGAUAUGCUCGUCCUUUCAUUUCCUGAUGACAUUGUGCCCAAGCCCAUCGUGCAUGCUAUCGACUACAUCUUUGAGUCUUCUCCUGGUAUCGAAACCGAGCUCUUCUACGAGAAGGAGGCUGCGCUGGGCCAACUCAAGAUAGUACUGAAUCGCCUCAACCAAUGCUCUGCAGAGCGACGCAAGCCUACGCGCAACGAGUGGGAGGACGUAUUCGACGUAGUGAGUGCGGCAGGCGUCGUAAAGCUCUGGUUACAGCAGCUCGAAGGACCGAUCAUUCCGCACGAGAUGUUUCCCGAGUUCCAACGCGUCAUGGACGAAGGCAUCGUCGCACCCUUUGAACUGAUGCGCAACCUCAAGUCCCUCUUGGCGACGCUCCCCCGCAAGCCCUUCAAGCAGAUUGCAUUCCUUAUCUUCCACUGGAAUGACGUGACCGUGUAUGCGUCCAAGAACAAGCUUACAGCAGCGGUGCUUGCAGCACGCUUCAGCGAUUUCGUGCUGCGACCUCGCCCUGGUGCAGCGGCUGAGUCUGAGACUGCCACGCGCCUUGUUGAGUACAUGAUCACGCAUGCCGAUGCACUCAUUGACGAAAAGGAGUCCGAAAUCCUGGACAUGUAGACAGGUAUUUGCACUUUGCGUGCUAAAACAGCGACUGUUUUGUGUUCAAUGUCGAGCACUUUAUACAAAACAAUAUCAUGUAUCAUGAGCCUCGUCC